AUGGCUGAUGUAACUAAACGUAUUACGGAGCUUGAAGUUCCCUACCAAGGUUUUGUGACCGUUGAGAAGGAUGUCGAAACAAUUCAUGGUAACACCGCAAUACUGACCCGUCAAAUCUGCGACAUGGAGGCGCGGGUUGACGACGCUGAAAAUCGUUCCAGAAGAAAUAACCUCAUCUUUUACGGCCUUCCUGAUCCGAACCCGUCCGAAAAGUUUUCAAACUCCGAAGAAAUACUCAUUAACCACUGUCGCGGCCACCUGAACUUUACUCUUGACCCUAAACUUAUUGAACGUGCUCACCGCCUUGGUCGGCACCGGCAUGAUCACAAGCGGCCUAUAAUAGUCAAAUUCACUUUUUUAAAAACCAAAGAGGAAAUUCUCUCGAAUGGACGCAAACUAAAUGGUACUAAAUACAGUAUUGGGGAAGAUUUCUCCGAAUCCGUUCGAAAAGCCCGAAAGCAUCUUGUUGAAUUUGCCCGUACGAAAUUUGAGCCCUUCUCCGUGCGGUACAAGACUUUGUUUCUUGGUAAAAAAAGAUACGUUUUCAACGGAAAUUCCCAAACUGUAAACGAAAUAUCCUAG
This is a messenger RNA of Rhipicephalus microplus (southern cattle tick), 582 nucleotides long. RefSeq lists its product as uncharacterized. NCBI's taxonomy places the organism in Eukaryota, Metazoa, Arthropoda, Arachnida, Ixodida, Ixodidae. The record is from RefSeq and is a predicted model, not a curated record.